Biomphalaria glabrata is the source of this 3031-nucleotide messenger RNA. RefSeq names its product extracellular serine/threonine protein CG31145-like. The record is from RefSeq and is a predicted model, not a curated record. The transcript is spliced from 11 exons. Gene Ontology annotation, biological process: protein phosphorylation. Gene Ontology annotation, cellular component: Golgi apparatus. Gene Ontology annotation, molecular function: phosphotransferase activity, alcohol group as acceptor. Lineage: Eukaryota; Metazoa; Mollusca; Gastropoda; Planorbidae. The coding region runs from base 170 to 1636 and encodes 488 amino acids.
ACAGAAUAUCUAAUGAGACUCGCAAAGUUUGCAUUUACUAUUUAUCCAAGAAAUACAUUACCUGGACAUUUUUUUGGCGUAAUUUUCUGAAUAUUUCAUUACAGGCUGACAGAUCCAUGACUGAACUGUACAACGUCAAACUUGCGGUUUUAAAGUAACGUAUCAAGCGAUGGUCCAGAAAUUUUUCUUUUUGCCAAAGUUGAACUCAUUCAAACUGGUCUGGUCAAGAAGAUAUAUCUGGAAACUACUCUUACUGACAUUUUGUCUAUUAGCACUGAUAGCGGUCAACUUUCAGCCUACUGUACAGUAUGCAGUUAGGAUGGCUAUACAUAGAUCUGAACUAUACAACAAGCUAUUUGCUCCCUCAGACGCAGGAGGCUGUAGAGUGAACUACAGCAUACCGGAAGUAGAUACAUUUAUACGAGAGUAUCAGGGAAAAUCAAAUCUGUUGGACUCUGUGUUUAAAGUUGAUGAACAGGAGCCUUAUUUGAGUUUCUUGGCCAAACUAAACAAAUGGAAAAGAAAAGGAAAAUUAAUGAAAGAGUUUGUAAAGAAUAACAACACGUGGGCCUGGGAAAUAUUUCACCAGCAGAUCAAUCAGUACUUCCUGUAUGACCCAGAAGAUACCAGCUACUAUCAGCAAAUGUUAAAAGAUCUAAAUCAAAGAAAAAUAAUUUUUACAGAUGUCAACAACCGCAGCUCUCAUCUUGUGCUUAUAGUGACAUUUGACAACGGAAUGAAAGGUCUUUACAAGUUCAUGAGAACCCCAAGGGACCAUGAAGUAUUGCCGAAUCAUUUUUUCUUCAGUGACAUAGAACGAGCCCAUGCAGAGAUAGCUUCAUUUCACCUGGACAAAGUGCUAGGAUUCUAUAGAGUGCCUCCAACAGUUGGGAGAGUUUUAAACAUAACGGAAGACAUUGGAAAUGUUGGAGUCGAACUGCUCACCAGUACUCUUCACAGGUCUCCAGUUGGAAAUCUGUGUUUCUUUGGGAAGUGUAAAGACUACUGCAAAGUAGCUUUCUCUAUUUGUGGGACUCCAGACACAAUAGAGGGGGCCAUGUCUGUGUUUCUUCCUCCAAGAGGCAUCAAUCAGUCGCAUUACUCAGUGGCGUCUCCCUGGAUGCGAGUGUACCACCAUACAGGAAAGGCCACAUGGGAGCUAUCUGAAGAUUAUUGUGAAACGAACGUGAAAAAAAGAGAAGGCUUCCAAGGUCGUAAAUUAUUGGAUUAUAGUGAUAUUGGAGUUUUUGACUUCCUUAUAGGAAACUUAGACCGCCAUCAUGUCGAGUUGUUUCAACAGUUCAACAAUGACACAUUCAUUUUACACUUGGAUAAUGGAAGAGGGUUUGGUAAAUCUAAAUACGACUGCAUGUCUUGUAUGUCUCCUGUGCGCCAAUGUUGUAUGAUUCGUCGGUCCACUCUGGCUAAACUGGUCAAACUAUACAUCGGACCGGACAGUUUAAGUCACGUGCUCAGAAAGUCCCUGGAAGCGGACCCUUUGUCUCCAAUACUUUGGGAACCUCAUCUGGACGCACUGGACCGUCGAGUAGGUCAAAUUCUCAAAGUAGUCAGAGACUGUAUAGCCAAAAAGGGCAAACUUUGGCACGAGGUUAUCAUUGAUGACGGAUACAAUUAAUUUAUUUGACAUCUUGUUUGAAUACGAAACAAAUAUUUCAGGGCGCAUAGAUAUGUUUUUUACAUUCAAAUUGUAUUUUUGUUUUUACCACUAAGCAAUUUUUAAAGUAUUGUAUUUAUAUAAUAUAUAGAAGCUUUACCUUCCCCGAUUUAUCACAAUAUAAUCUUGAUAGACAUGCUAACUGUUGUAAAAAAAAAACCAAACUUGAACUUUAUGGCCAUACCACAAGGUCCUCAGGGCUCUCAAAGACCUUCUUUCAGGGAACAGUACCAGGAAAAAUAAGAAGAAGCAGAUAGAGAAAGCGACGGAAGACAACAUAAAAGAAAUGACAGGCCUGUCAUUGAAAGAAAAUGUAUCAAAGGCUAAAUACAGAGCGGAAUGGAGAGAGAUCGUCAACAGAUCUUGUGUGGUGCCCCAACGGUUCAACAUACUAAGGGAUAGGUGAAGCUGAAGGCUAGGAUUAUUGCAAGAUAAUUCCAACAUGUCCUAAAACUUUCAAAACUCAAGCGUAUUCCUCUCAUGCCUGCCUAAUGGCGAAAGAGAAACAGGUUGGCAUUAUUAAAACUAAAUAAUAUGUGUUUAUAUCUUCUCAGUGAAUGCUAAUUUUCCUGAGUCCUACAUUCCAUUGAUGUAACUAGUUGAUAGCCUAUGUACUGUUUAAUUUGGCUGAAGCUAAUAUCAAAAAGUUUGUACACGUUAUUUCUCACUUACCCAAUCUCGGAUCAAGCUGAAAUUCUGCGCAAUUAUUUUUUACUUGACAACACAAGAAACAAACAAACAAACAAACAAAAUAUUAUUUUGUUAGGUAUCUCAAACAAGGGAAAGAAUGUAUACCUGACUGAAGUGGUGGUAUAAGCUGAGUUAGUCCCCUUCAAAGGUAUCAGUGUCUUAGCAAACACAACAUGAAAAAUAGGAAGAGACUAUAGCAACAAUCUUCCAGUGGUUACUGUGUUGGUUUGAGAAGUCAGAGAAGGCAUGAGCCAUGAGUUCAAAUUCAGGUCGUUCCCCUUUUUUUAAAAUUUUUAUAAAUGCAUUAUAAAUGCUUUUUAUUGUUAGUCUAUGUCUAUUAUAAAUUUCAUUAUAUUACUGAUCCAAAAUAAUUGAUACAACUAUGCUUAAUAUAAUCUUUCUUUUUAAAAAUGUAUUUGUAAAAGCAUUUUCUUGUUUUUCACUUCCAACGGAAUGGUUCUGUUUAUAAAGCUGGUAUAGAUCUGUUACAAAUUUAAUUACAUGACUGAGCCAAACUAAUUAAUACUAUUACAUGUCACAUAAGCUUUGUUUUUUUUAAAGUACUUUUUUUUCCUUGUUGAAUUUUUUUGUAUAACACUUUAAAAAAAUAUAUUUAUAAUGUGUUUAAUAUGCAGAUAAUUAAUAAUAUUUCUAUAUUCUUGUAAU